This is a messenger RNA of Hemicordylus capensis (graceful crag lizard), 1014 nucleotides long. RefSeq names its product transmembrane protein 203 (gene TMEM203). NCBI's taxonomy places the organism in Eukaryota, Metazoa, Chordata, Lepidosauria, Squamata, Cordylidae. The record is from RefSeq and is a predicted model, not a curated record. Gene Ontology annotation, biological process: intracellular calcium ion homeostasis. The transcript has a single exon. Gene Ontology annotation, cellular component: endoplasmic reticulum. The coding region runs from base 1 to 417 and encodes 138 amino acids.
AUGCUCUUCUCGCUGCGAGAGCUGGUGCAGUGGCUGGGCUUCGCACCCUUCGAGCUGUUCCUGCAGGCGGGGGCGCUGCUGGUAGCCUCGGUGCUGCUGGUGCUGAAGGUGGACGGCGGGGCGGCCGGGGCCGGGCUGAACUGGUGGGGGGUUUUCUCCCCCUUCUUCGCCGCCGACGGGUUGAGCACCUACUUCACCACCAUCGUCUCGGUGCGCCUCUUCCAGGACGGGGAGAAGCGCCUGGCCGUGCUGCGCCUCUUCUGGAUCCUCACCCUGCUCAGCCUCAAGUUUGUCUUUGAGAUGCUGCUCUGCCAGAAGCUGGGCGAGCAGAGCCACGAGUUGUGGUAUGGCCUCAUCAUGUCGCCCGUCUUCAUCCUGCUGCAGCUGCUCAUGAUCCGGGCCUGCCGGGUCAACUAGAGGCCGGCCGCCCGGCCUGCGCCCCUCUGGCACUGCGGGGCCACCUGCCUCUGGCUGGCCUCACCUUUUGAGCACUUUGUCAUUGCCCAACGCAGGUCUCUGUUUGCCCACCCAGGAUGGCCACAGAAGGACGUGGGCUCUCUGUGCAGCUCCUGCCAGAAGCCAGCUAACUGCUGCCCUGCGUCCAGGACUAAGCUGGAGAGAGCACUCUUGCCUGGUGACAAACUGACCUUCUCUUUCUUAUCCAUUGACUCAGCACAGCAAUUCCACCAAGAUCCUGAGCUGCUCUGUGCGUAACUGGUGUGGGCCAAGUGGUCCCUUUGGCUCCAGGAUCACACACUUGCUCGAGGAGCCGUCUGACUUUCUGUAUGGACAAAAAGAAUUUGGAGAAACAAACUUUGUGGGGUGGGGGUGGGGAUCUGUGCCCACACUGGAAAACACUUUUGCAUUUGUGUCGUUAUGGACUCCGUGCAUGGACCAGAGGCUGCUCCUAAUUUAGUAUUGUCAUUGAACUUUAGACUCUUGUGAUGCUGUCAGACCUGAGUGAGGUCGGAUCGCCUUGGUUAUUUAUCUAAGCAUAAAAAUGUGUAGCUCUUA